Messenger RNA from Microthlaspi erraticum, 1125 nucleotides. The record is from the annotation of a GenBank genome assembly. Lineage: Eukaryota; Viridiplantae; Streptophyta; Magnoliopsida; Brassicales; Brassicaceae.
AUGACGGGGACGAAACCCUCCGGACAGGGAAACGUACGAAACCCUCUGGACGAGGAAACAUACAUUUGGAGCAAUCUUGUUCUAAGCCAAUCAAGUGGUGACACCAGCUACUUGGAGAAGAUAAGGAUGAUCAUAACCAAUAUGGAGAAGACAUGCAGCUACUACAAUGGAGCCAAAAUCGUUUGCAUUGUUGUGAGGAUUGUGGCGGGUAAUCUUCUAGGGAGAGAAGUUAUGCCGUCAGAUCUCUUGUGUUGUGAGGUGCAUAGAGAUGCAUCGGUUGUGAGGUUAAAGCACGGCUAUGCCGCUAAACCUCGAGUGCAUACUAACAUGGUGGUGCUUAAAGGCCCAUGUGUUGAGUAUGGCUCCGGUGUGGUGAGGAUCUGGAUGGCUAUGCCAUCAGAUCUAUUUUGUGGAGGUGAAGGCUAUCAUAGAGAUGCAUCGGUUGUGAGGUUAAAGCACGGAUAUGCCGCUAAACCUCGAGUGCAUACUAACAUGGUGGUGCUUAAAGGCCCAGGUGUUGAGUAUGGCUCCGGUGUGGUGAGGAUCUGGAUGGCUAUGCCAUCAGAUCUAUUUUGUGGAGGUUCUGGUUGUGGUGUACUAAUCUCAAUGCAGGUGGAGGCGGGAUUACAAGCCCGCGGCAUUUGUGUUUGGAGUUUAGGGAGUCCCCCUUGUAUCGAGUCUGGGAUGGCCUAUUCGGCGAACAUCGACAUUUUGUGGCGCUUCUCGGAACGUCUGUGCCUAGGACGUAUAGAGGUUAUGGUAACAUUGUGCAAUGUGGUAAGCCAUGUUGAGCUUGAACUCAUGAGUGACUGGUUUGUGGAUGAUGAGGGGUCGUGGUUUAGUACUGGGCAAGUAUGGACAGCUGAGUCUGGAUCGUCGAACUCAGAACCGUCGAGCAAUUCGGAGCACUGGAUCGUAGUGACGGACUUGGAACAGCCGACACUAACAGAUCAUGAUAGCAGCAGUGAUUGGGACGAGGACGUAUAUCUCAUGCCGAGAGACAACGUACAGCCCAGCACAAUGGUGAAUGAGUAUGGCGAACACAUGUCUUGGCCAGUACAUUACCCUGAGGAGGAGAGAGUAGUGCCUUCUACUCAGAUCAUAGAGAUCAGUUCAGGCGAGUGA